This is a messenger RNA of Naegleria gruberi, 1008 nucleotides long. RefSeq names its product rab family small GTPase. NCBI's taxonomy places the organism in Eukaryota, Heterolobosea, Eutetramitea, Acrasida, Naegleriidae. Gene Ontology annotation, molecular function: GTPase activity; GTP binding. The record is from RefSeq and is a predicted model, not a curated record. The coding region runs from base 1 to 1008 and encodes 335 amino acids. The transcript has a single exon.
AUGAAUCAAGAUGUUUGGACCACAGUUAUUCAAUUUUUGCAUCCUAUUGAUGUGCUUGCUUCACUAGUGGGAACUAACCAAGCAAUUUAUCAAGUGGUGGGAAAAUGUUGGGUUUAUGUGGAUGAAAUUUUAAGGUGUGAUGAAAAUUUGUUGGGAUGUAAAAUUUCAAUUUCUUCUUCCAAUGGAAAUAUUGAAGAUGAAUCGGACAAAAUUUCGUUGAUUGGAAAUUCAAAGUAUUUCAUUCGAAUGUAUUUAUUACAAUUGGCAUUUAGAUUGGGUAAUAUUAAUCCAUCAGAACAAAAAGAUUCAAAAAACGUUGAGCACGUAUUAGAAAGUCAAUUUAAUUUAUUGGAUUUUUAUCGAUCUAGAUUUCGUCCUUCUUAUGAGAAACCCAAGCUCAUAAAUUCCAACAACAACACCAUCAAGUACAUGCUUGUAGGUGAUGCUUUUGUUGGAAAGAAAACCUUUUCAAAGACAAUGAACAAUGGACACUUUGACAAUUAUUCUCACUCAAUGGUUGAUUUUAUUGUCAAGGCGUUUGCUCCUCUUAGAGGUGAGGAAGCGUUUAAACAUCAAAUAUGGGAUACUGCUCGACAGGAAAGAUACCUUUCGACUGGAGUUGUAAAGCAAUUGGGAAGGCUUUCAUGGUUGAAUUUUCUUAUCUGUUUUGCAAUGAAUCGAAAGGAAACACUUGAUGAUUUGGAUAAAUGGUUUGAGGCAGUUAAAGAGGUUCUAAAACAACCACAUCUGGGCAUUAUUCUUGGCUUGUACUCAAAUGUUCAAGUUACUGAGAUGGUCAACCCAAAGGAGGCUGUGAAAAAGGCAUUUGGAUUCCGGCAAUCAAUCUUCGUACAGGCUAAUUCAAAGGAUAUGAAGAAUGUGUUUACUCCAUUUUGGUUCGUUCAAUUGCAAUUUACCUAUUUCCAACAAUUGAAAGAUUGGACACUAAUUCAAGAACCAUCACCACAGAAAACUGAAAAUAAUUCUUGGAAUUGUACUGUGCUGUAA